AUCCUAGUUUCCGCUUUAUUUGCACUCUACCAUCAUUUAAACAACUUUUAACAUCCAUGUUGGGCCGAUCUCUUCUUAAGCAGGCUACUCCUGCCAUUCGUUCUGUUGCCGCAAAGCGUACAAUCUCAUCAUCGCGCAUCGCCCUCUCUGAUAAACUGUUUGUGCACCGCGAUACCCCCGAUAAUAAUGUCAACGUUAGAUUUGAGUUCACGCCUGAAAACCUUGAGCGGGCAAAAGAGAUCAUGGCCAAGUAUCCUCCUCAAUACAAGAAGGCUGCGAUCAUGCCCCUUUUGGAUUUGGGUCAGCGUCAGCUGGGCUGGACUAGUUUACCUGUCAUGAACGCUGUUGCAAAGAUGGUCGAGGUCCCUCCUAUGCGCGUCUAUGAAGUGGCUACUUUUUACACCAUGUACAAUCGUGAACCCGUCGGCAAAUACUUUCUUCAGCUGUGCACAACUACACCCUGCCAGCUCUGCGGAUCAACAGAGAUUUUGAAGACGAUCGAAUCACAUUUGGGCAUUAAGGUUGGAGAGACGACCAAGGAUGGUAAAUUCACUCUAGUGGAAGUCGAGUGCGCUGGAGCAUGUGUGAAUGCACCUGUGUUGGCUGUCAAUGAUGACUAUUAUGAGGAUUUGACUCCAGAGACCACUAUCAAGGUUCUUGACUCUUUCAAAACUGGCAAGCCCCUCAAUGCUGGACCUCAAUCCGGUCGUCACACGUGCGAACCUAAGGGAGGUCUGACCAGUCUCACUGGCGAGCCUACUGGACCUGGCUUCGGUGUUCGCCCUGAUCUGUAAAAAGCAUAAACAAAACAACAUUUCCAGCACACCGUUUCAUUCCCACCUCCCUAUUCCCUUUUAUCUUGUAUUCUCCAUUCGCUGGCGGCAUCGUUCUUUCUAUCACUCGCUUCUAUCACCUCUUUCUUUUCUUUUUUCUUUUUUUAACCAAUUAACCAAUACAGGCGAUCCAAUCACACACAUUACGAAAGUGGAAAUACAUUUUAUUUUUAUGAUAGAUGGU
Lobosporangium transversale is the source of this 1017-nucleotide messenger RNA. RefSeq names its product thioredoxin-like [2Fe-2S] ferredoxin-domain-containing protein. The transcript has 3 exons. Lineage: Eukaryota; Fungi; Mortierellomycota; Mortierellomycetes; Mortierellales; Mortierellaceae. Gene Ontology annotation, molecular function: NADH dehydrogenase activity. The record is from RefSeq and is a predicted model, not a curated record. Bases 57 to 794 code for a protein of 245 amino acids.